Miscanthus lutarioriparius is the source of this 6504-nucleotide messenger RNA. Lineage: Eukaryota; Viridiplantae; Streptophyta; Magnoliopsida; Poales; Poaceae. The record is from the annotation of a GenBank genome assembly.
AUGGGCGUCGCGCUCUCCAUCACUGCAUUCUCGGUGCUCGCGUGCAUCCUCGCCGAACUCAAGCUCCUAACGACCGACCUGGGCUGCAUGGCCAUGUCCGUCGCGGCCGUCAAUGAUGUCACCGCGUGGAUACUGCUCGCCCUGGCCAUCGUGCUCUCAGGCUCCGGCUCGCCGUUCGUUUCAUUCUACGUCCUCCUCUGCGGCGUCGGCUUCGUCGCGGCGGCCACCUUCCUCGUGCGGUUGGUGCUCGUCUACAUGGCGCGCUUGUCCCGGGCCGGCGAGCCCAUCAAGGAGUCGUUCGUCUGCGCGACUGUGGGCAUCGUGCUCAACAUCGGUCGCGACCAUAAGAUACUCAACAACGAGGCGUUCGCCAUCCUGGUGCUCAUGGCGCUCACCACCACCUUCAUUACCACGCCAGCCGUCACUGUGGUGUACAAGCCGGCAUGGCGCUGCGCGUCGUUGUCCAAGCACUGGACCGUGGAGCGCGACGACGACGACGAGGCUGACAGCGAGCGGCGGGUCUCCGAGCUGGACGUCUCCUACACAUGGGCGAGCACCCUCGGCAUUGAGCUCACCGUCGCCCGCUUCAUCACAGCCGCAGCGGCGAAACCCAACGCCGACUUCGGCAACCUCGAGCUCGAGUUCGCCAAGGAUGAGGAAGUCCUACAGAGAUACGUCACCCGGGCGCUCAAGUCCAGGGACGUGUCCGUCAGGUACGAGGAGUUCUCCAUCGCGGCCAUCAACGAGAGCGACUCCGGCGGCCAAUGGGAGCCGCUCGCGCCCACCAAAGAAGCUCAGGAAUUUGCGCUCUCUCAGAAGUACCACGAGGGACUCCUCAAGUUGCAACAAAAAGACUAUGCAAAAGCUCGUGAACUUCUCGAGGAUGUUUUGAAAGACCCACUAAUAUCAAACGUUCAGGUUGAUAACAUUGGCAGUGAUCAGCAUUUGCUGCAGCUAAGGUUUUUGACAUUGAAAAACCUUGCAUCUGUUUUCCUUCAACAAGGUCCGGAGUUCUAUGAUAAUGCUCUUCAUUGUUACCUACAAGCUGUAGAGCUUGAUUCAAAUGAUUCAGUUGUCUGGAAUCAUCUGGGAACGCUUUCUUGUUCAAUGGGUUUGCUGAGCGUAUCAAGAUGGGCAUUUGAGCAAGGGCUUGUAUGCAGCCCAAACAACUGGAACUGCAUGGAGAAAUUGUUGGAGGUGCUUAUAGCAAUAAGUGAUGAAGUCGCAUGCCUUUCUGUAGCAAAUUUAAUACUUAAGAGUUGGCCAUCACAUCAUCGUGCUUUACAUGUGAAGAAGACCAUUGAAUGUGCUGAACCGGUACCUUUUGCACCUCGGGGUAUUGACAUACUUGAACCCAAGCAUGCAAAACUCAUCUUUUCCAAUAAAAGAAAAUCUGUAGAUGAUGAAAUCUGUCAAGAAAUAGGGACAAAGAAGAGUAAACAGAGUGCUACAUUGCAAUUGAAUGAAGCAAAAUGGUUCGCCCUUUUAGACGGUAUCCUAAGCUUCAUAAGUGCAAACAACGAGAAGGCUGGUGAAUAUAAUUGCACAAAUACUGUUGAUAGGUGUUCAGUCAGCGAGAGUAGUGGCAAGGGGCUUGCUUAUAACAUGAUUGAUGUUGUCAUAUCUACAGAUACAAUCAAAAGUGUGGAAUCUGCUGGUGGAAAUGGAAAUGAUUCACACCAUGACGGUGAGAUUCUGCCAUUUCAUGAUUGCAAAACUCCAGUUAAAGAGAAAGAUGUUAAUUCUGAUAGGGAACAUCCUCAUGAAAGACGGAGCACACGCCUUGAGAGGCUGCGAAGUCGCAAAUCUGGAAAAGAUGAAAAUGGAUCUGAUGGUAAAGAUAUAUCACAUGCUAUGACCCAGUUUCUUGAAUCAUUUAUUCUAAAAGGACCAAGUCCUGUAGAAAAGGCUGAUUUUUCUGGAAAUGCCGAUGCUUCAAAUCCUGAUACUCUCAACUAUACAUCCGAUGAGGAGGCAAAUGAUUUUAAGCAAUUUCUAUGCAAGAUAUCCAAAAAUUUUGGCCCUCAUCACAUUGGUUGUAUGUUACUUGAGGAGAUGUCUCAUCUCAAAGUGCCAUUCCAAGAUUAUUUUGUCAAGUUCAUUGAACUGGACAAACUUACUAGAGGCUGGGCUGAAGACAGAUCUGCACUGUGCAAUUUAUUUCUAGCUGAACUGUACUAUGAUCAUGCUUUGUGUUCUGGAAGCCCAUCAACAUCUUCUGAGCUGUCUGAUUCAUCUUACCAUCUUUGUAAGAUCAUUGAAUCAGUAGCUCUGGAACUGCCAUUCGACACAUCUGUUGGAGAAAUACAUUCCACCAACUUGGAUAUGGGAAGUAGUAGGGCAGGUGAAUCUUCAAGUGAUGUAAAUGAGAGAGGUCAUGAAAAAUCUGACAAAUCUGGUCACGUUGAUGUGCUUAGUGAUCAAAAGUCCAAACAUGAUUCUUCUUCAAACAUGAAUUGUGCGUUCUGGAUUCGCUUCUUCUGGCUGAGUGGUUGCCUGUCCCUUUCAUCAGACUGCAAAGAGAAAGCUUAUAAGGAGUUCAAUAUUGCCCUGUCAAUACUAAAAAAUAGCAAUGAAACCAAAAGCUAUGGAGAGUUCAUUCUUCUACCUCACACCAAGCUUGUAAAAUCACUGACAACUGAUAGGAUUCUUCGUGAAAUUAACUUGAUCAGGCUUGAAUCACUCCUUUGGAAUAAUGACGAGAAUAUCAACAAAAUAACUCAUACAGAGUUCAUGCAAUUACUACCUCCACUUUUGCUUUCCACCAAAGAUGCCUAUGUUGGAUAUGCGUAUGGUCCACAAAGAGAAAGCGAGAAUGUUAUUUCACUUGAGUUGUCUGCCUUGGAUGUCUUAAUAUCUGCAUGUGAAAAAGCAAAACCAAUGAACAUCCAGGUAUAUCUUGACUCCCAUCGAAGAAAAAUUCAAGUUCUAACUGUGGCAGCUGGCAUGGUUGGAUCUGUUACACCCCUGAAAGCAAAAGGUUCAAGCGACGUGGACUUUGUGGAAGCAAUGAACAGGAACCGGCUAGAAAAUGUUGUGGAAGCAGUCAAAGAUGUGUCUCGAAAUGCCAGUAAAGCAAAAGACAUAAUUGAUCAAUGUGAUAAUUCUGAUGGGCAAGAUGGCUGGAGCUCACUAGUUUCUAUCGUUGGUGAUAUUCAAUCAUUGCUCCUGACAAUCAUGUGUGCUGCUGUCAAGAUAAUCCUAUCGAGAAAACUCUCAUGCUCUGGAACCUCCUAUCAGGUUGACCAGUUGGAAAGUUCCUGUCUCAUAGAUGCAGCAAUUGCAUUUUGCAAGCUCCAGCACCUUGAUCCUACAAUAUCCAUCAAAACCCAGGUUGACUUAAUCGUCGCAGUCCAUGAUUUGCUUGCUGAGUAUGGGCUCUGUUGUGCUGGAAGGGAUGGUGAAGGGGAGGAAGGGACGUUCCUCAAGUUCGCAAUCAAACAUCUCAUGGCUCUAGAUGUGAAACUAAAAUCUCAACUUAAUUCAAAUGGGAUGGAAGAAGAUGCAGUUCCAAAAGACGUCAGAGAAGAAGACAGUAUGGCCGAUGAACCAUCGGUUAGUGACAGUAAGCAGAACUCUGAUGAUGAGGAAGAAUCGGAAUUGGAUGAGAUACAGUCAUGUCUUGAUAGUGCCUUGGACCAGGCUUUUUUCUGCCUGUAUGGUUUGAAGAUCAACCCGGAUUCUUGCAGUGAAGAUGAUCUUGCAGUACAUAAAAAUACAAGCCGUGGUGAUUAUCAAACCAAAGAACAGUGUGCUGAUGUGUUUCAAUAUGUCCUGCCAUAUGCAAAAGCUCUAUCUAAAACUGGCUUGGUUAAAUUAAGGAGAGUGCUGCGGGCUAUACGUAAACACUUUCCGCAGCCACCCUAUGACUUAUUUGUCAACAACCCUAUUGAUAAUUUCUUGGAUGGACCUGACUCAUGUGAAAAAAUACUCUCUGAAAUUUGUGAAAGCAAUGAAUCUAGGGAAGCUAUCCUGAAUGUACUGUUCCCAGGUGAAAGGGGCUACGAAGCAUUCAAAAAGCUCUCCACUGUCAGCUCUGAGCCUUACUCAGAUGUUUAUGAAAACUUAUAUUAUUACAUAGCUCAAGCUGAAGAUAUUAGCGCCACCGACAAGCAUGCAGGUUUUGUUUUGAAAAAGGAAGGAGAAGAAUUCGUUGAACAGAGUGCCAAUAUUUUCAAGUAUGAUUUGUUGUACAAUCCAUUGCGGUUUGAAAGCUGGCAGAAGCUUUCCAAUCUUUAUGACGAGGAAGUUGAUCUGUUGCUGAAUGAUGGUAGUAAACAUAUAAGCAUCUUGGAUUGGCGAACAAACACAGAUUUAAUCAGAAGGGUUGAGAUGGGUCGUCGACAUAGUCGACGCUGCUUAUUGAUGAGUUCACUACUGGCCAAAACUGCUCCUGACCAGAGUGAAGCACAUGAACUAUUGGCUCUGGUGUACUAUGAUAGCCUCCAAAAUGUGGUACCUUUUUAUGAUCAAAGAGCUACUUUGCCAGUGAAGGAUUCAUCAUGGGAGACAUUUUGUAAAAAUUCUAUGAAGCACUUUGAGAAGGCUUUUGAAAUCAAGGAGCAGUGGCUUCAUGCGUUUUACCUUGGGAAACUGUGUGAGAAACUGGGGCAUUCCUUUUCUAAGGCAUUUUCAUACUACAACAAAGCCAUGAUGCUGAAUCCAACUGCAGUCGACCCUGUUUACAGGAUUCAUGCAUCACGCUUGAAGUUACUUUACACUCAAGGGAAACAGAAUCUUGAAGCUAUACAGGUUGUUGCUGACUACACAUAUAACCAGUCAACAAAAGAAAAUGUCUUGAGCAUGUUGGGGUCAACGACUAAUGUUUUGCAGUCUUCUUCUGAUGAAACAUCUGCUUUAGAUACUAAAGAGGAAACUAAGUUUGUUGAGCCUGAUAUACUGGAUAAAGCGUGGCACAUCCUUUAUGAUGAUUGUCUGUAUGCUCUUGGUACUUGUGUGGAAGGGGAACUCAAGCAUUUCCACAAGGCGAGAUACAAGCUUGCACAAGGAUUGUAUAGGAGAGGUGAAGCAGGGGACCUGGAGCGGGCUAAGGAAGAGCUCUCAUUCUGUUUCAAAUCUUCUCGGUCUUCCUUUACAAUAAACAUGUGGGAGAUUGAUGGCACUGUUAGAAAAGGAAGGAGGAAAAAUCCAAAUGUGGGUGGAUCCAGAAAGAAUCUGGAGGUCAGUUUGUCAGAAAGUUCACGAAAAUUCAUCACAUGCAUCAGGAAGUAUAUGAUACUCUAUUUAAACCUGCUGGAGAAGAAUAGGGACCUGUGGACUCUUGAGAAGGCUUAUACCUAUCUGAGAACAGAUAAGAGGUUUGCAUUGUGUUUGGGUGAUAUUGUUCCUGCUGGUCUUGGGAAGUACCUUCAAGUUCUAACGGCUGCAAUUCAUGAUCCUGAGAUUUGUCGAGCUUCUGGUGAUGCUUCCGUUGAGCAACUACUUGAGAAAAUGUUGACUGUAUUCAUAGAUCAUGCAAACAUGUGGGCUGAUAUAAGCACUAUACCAGAGGUGAACAGUCCAGAAUUAUCAGAAACCAAUCUUUACAGUUAUAUCCACCAGUACAUACAUUUGCUCGAAAGCGAUGUACGACUAGAUGUUCUAGAAGGACUAAACGAGAAGAUAAGAAAGAGGUUCAAGACACCGAAAUUAUCAAAUAGCAACUUUGCUAAGAUAUGCAAGCAUGCUUCUCUGGCAUGGUGCCGGUGUAUUCUCAUCAAACUGGCCUCAAUCACUCCACUGCCUGAAUCCACAGAUGCAACCAUUCAGCCUGCUCCAUUAUCCAACGGGCUUCUACUCUAUGUUGACUUGCAACCUGAUGAGCUUCUUAUCUCAUCCCCUGAUGGGCCUGCUCAAUUCAAAGGCCUUGACAUGAACUGGUUUGAGACACUUAACAGAAUUAAAAACAUCCCGGUGAAGCAAACAUCCGAAGAUAACUUGGAGACUGCUGUUACGUUAAUGAAGAGCACUUAUAACUUUUAUCGGGAGAGCUCUUGUGGAACAUUUCCCUCAGGUAUCAAUCUCUACACAGUAACACCAUCGCAGGCGCCUAUUGAAGGAUUACCGCAAACCGCUGCUGUAGUUGAGACUCUCGACUUAAGUAUUCCAAGAAAGCUCCUUCUGUGGGUAUAUACCCUGGUUCAUGGUCGUUACUCCAAUAUAUCCUCCGUUGUAAAGUAUUGUGACGAGAUGAAGUUAAGAAGUAAAAGAGGAACCUCAGCUGCGUCUGCUUCAUCACAAGUUGUGCAGCCAGUGUCACACAGUACUGUUUCUUCCCAAGUUGUAUCUAAAGAAAAGAGCUCCCAAGUUGAACCCGCUGAAGCAGCACAAAAUCCUUCUGAUCUAGCUGCAGCUUGCACUCCUGCACACCAAGAAGUGGGUGGUGCUAGCGCCUCGCAAAGUGCCAUUGAGGCACAGAAAGCCACUGCUGCGGCAUCUCAGCUCACUCGCAGUGGUUCAUCAAGGGCAAUGGAAACUGCACAGGACGGCGGGGAGAGGAAGUAA